AUGGCAGGAAUUUUUAAUGGAACAAUGGGAACUGCAAAGCACAUAAUUUUUGCACAGAAUCAAAGGCCACCCAUGCUACCAAUUGCUGUAAUUGUGCAGUUUGAUAAGGACGAUUACAUAGGUCCAAGCUUUUGUGAAAAUAUGCCUAAUUGUGUGCCUAUUUUUCCAGUAACAUCUCAUAUUAAUGAUACAAAUGGACUAAAUCUUGAAAGACAGCAGCUGCCAUUAAAACUUGCAUGGUCCAUAACCAUUCAUAAGUCACAAGGGCUAACCCUUAAGAAAUCAUGGGUAGACUUAGGACCUUCUGAAAACGUUGCAGGACUAGCCUAUAUUGCCUUGUCAAGAGUACGUAAACUUUCUGAUCUUGUGAUUGAGCCAAUGGGCUUUGAAAGACUUCAGUCAAUUAAGAAGACAUCAAAUUAUAAAUUCCGUUUGUUAGAAGAAGCUAGGUUAAACAUUUUGGCAGAAAAGACUUUGCAUAAUUACGAAAACAACUUGCAGUGA
Messenger RNA from Stylophora pistillata, 504 nucleotides. RefSeq names its product ATP-dependent DNA helicase PIF6. The record is from RefSeq and is a predicted model, not a curated record. NCBI's taxonomy places the organism in Eukaryota, Metazoa, Cnidaria, Anthozoa, Scleractinia, Pocilloporidae.